UAUAAACCAUUUGAAAAAAAUGUAAUUUAAAUUAUCUUUUUUAUUUGUUUUUAAAAAAGAGUUAUUAAGUAAUGUAACUAUAGCCCCUUACUUUACCGAUCUCGUGCACCAGGUGUCGAUCCGUAAGUCCCCGAAUAAUUCAGUGUUUUCGAGCCUAUCAAAUUCAGCUCAGCUUUAAUGGCUAAUACGUGCGGCGCAUGCCCAAAGGUCUGGGUCGCCCACUGGGCCAAAACUUUCUUCGCCGGCUUCUCACAACCGAACUGGCCAGUUGACCGCCGCGGCUCGUCAUGUUUAAACGCGAAAGUAAAAGUUUUCUCAGCCUUGGGUUGAUACUGCUCCUGGUGUUGGGCGUAGCUCAGCUCCAGGCCGAGGUCCUCGACGAGGACUCGCAGCAGGCUAAAUUCGAGUGGCCAUCGUUUCCUUGGAGCCGCAACAAGACCAACAAGAACACCCACUCGUCCCUCAACGAUCUGGAUUUAAAGAACGAUUACAGCCAGAUGGAGUUGGCCAACUUUGGAGACUUUGAUCGCAACCCGUGCAGAAGAGUGUGCCAGCAGGGUCAGUCCCAGAACUGUUAUUACCAGCUAGUGGUUCACAAUUACCAGAGACUGGGCCCAGAGUGUCAGAGGUGUCAGCAGGACGAAAGGGCCUGCGCAGCGGAGCAUUGUAUCUUCGGCGAUGGCGUCGCCACUCCUGUGAUGGCAGUUAAUCGAAUGGUGCCAGGACCUCCGAUCGAACUGUGCGAAAAUGAUACUAUAGUGGUUGACGUACUGAACUAUCUGGGUGAACCCACCUCCAUGCACUGGCACGGUGUCCACAUGAAACGUACUCCCGAAAUGGAUGGCGCUCCCUACGCCACCCAGUAUCCUUUGCAGCCGGGCGAAGUCCAGCGGUAUGAGUUCCAGGUGGAUCGGAGUGGUUUGCUUUGGUAUCACAGUCACGUUGGCUGGCAGAGGGGCUUCGGUGUGGCAGGGGCCCUAAUCGUCCGCCAAACGCGGCAGCAGAACGUCCACGCCCAACUCUAUGACUAUGAUCUCGGGGAGCACACGUUGAUGAUACAGGACAUCUUUUACAACUACAACCUGCAGGACGUUCGCAAUAUCCUAGUGAAUGGAAAAGGGCGCAACCAUCUCAGCCAGCUACCCGAUAAUGACAAUCGCCAUCGGUACGAAAAACUUCGAGUUACGCCGGGCUACCGCUACAGGAUGCGAGUGGUCCUUAAUGGAAUCGCCAACUGUCCUGUGGAGUUUUCCAUAGAACAACAUAAACUUUUAAUCAUCAGCACCGAUGGCAAUGACAUCGAGCCUGUCUUGGCAGAUGGCUUCUUCCUGACCUCCGCCGAGCGAUUUGAUUUCAUCUUGGAGGCCAAUCAGUAUGCGAAGAACUAUUGGAUCAGGGUGCGUGGGUAUGAGAUGUGUGAGGAUAGAAAUCUCUAUCAAGGAGCUGUGCUCAGCUAUCGCGGAUCUGCUCGCACUGAACUGCCACAAGGAAGCGUCCUAGAGAAUCAGAAAGGCCGCUCUGAGGAGGAUGACUCCGUUUGGGUCAACGAUUACCGUUUCCGGUCGCCAAAUUCAACCGAUAAAUCCUCCCUGCGCCAAUCAUUGGACAAGGACAACAACGUAGGCACGGUGGCCCUGCGUUCCGUGGAACCAGUCUCCUGGUCGCGCUACACAAAAUUCCUGACCCACUACUCUACCUUCGGAUCGCGAAUGGCACCCAAUGGAGAAGAGCUAUUCCAGAUCGAUGACAUCUCUUACAUCUCCCCGGCGAUAUCACUGUUGCAGGGUCGUUAUCUCUACCAGGACGACGGUUACUUUUGCAACAAAAGCUCUCUGGCUCGCGAGGGUCGUAAUUGCGAACGGGAGCAGUGCGAGUGUACUCACGUGAUCCGCUUUCCAGCAUACAGGCAUGUUGAGAUGGUGGUGGCUAACUUAAUGGACAACACACAUCCCUUCCAUCUCCAUGGCUAUACGUUCCGCUUGGUGGGACAGGGAGUCCUUGGCAAUGCCAACGAUGCACGUAAUAUUCGAGAACUUGAUCGUCGAGGCCGCCUCUCCCGUUUGAAUGAUGACUAUGUCGCAGUGGCCAAGGACACAGUUCAGAUUCCGGGUCUCGGCUACAUAAUAGUUCGCUUUGUCACUAAUAAUCCUGGAUUUUGGUUAUACCAUUGCCAUAUUGAAGCCCAUUCUGUACAAGGUAUGGUGGCAGUCCUGAAAGUUGGCGAAGACCAUCAAAUGAAACGCAUUCCGGCACGCGUGCGUUGCUAA
Molecule: messenger RNA, 2267 nt
Organism: Drosophila bipectinata
Lineage: Eukaryota; Metazoa; Arthropoda; Insecta; Diptera; Drosophilidae
Gene: Mco3
Product: Multicopper oxidase 3
Molecular function (GO): copper ion binding; oxidoreductase activity
Source: RefSeq, a predicted model, not a curated record